AUGACUGCUGGCAACGCACUUACUGCAGGGAAGGCCGCUUCGCGUGCUGGGCAGCAGGGCGCGCUGGCGCGCGAGGCAGCGGGGUGCGCUGGCGCGUUGGGCAGCGGGGCGCGCUGGGCAGCGGGGCGGGCUGGCGCGCUGGGUAGCGGGGCGCACUGGCGCGUUGGGCAGCGGGGCGCGCUGGUGCGCUGGGCAGCGGGGUGCACUGGAGCGCUGGGCAGCGGGGCCCACUGGUGCAGUGGGCAGCAGCAGCGGGACGCGCUGGCGCGGUGGGCAGCGGCGGGACACGCUGGCGCGCUGGGCAGCGGGGCACACAAGCGCGUUGGGCAGCGGGGUGUGCUGGCGCGCUGGGCAGCGGGGCGCGCUGGCGCGUUGGGCAGCGGAUCACCCGGGACAGAGCACAGCGCACCAUUACCUUGA
Messenger RNA from Closterium sp. Naga37s-1, 420 nucleotides. NCBI's taxonomy places the organism in Eukaryota, Viridiplantae, Streptophyta, Zygnematophyceae, Desmidiales, Closteriaceae. The record is from the annotation of a GenBank genome assembly.